Messenger RNA from Lithohypha guttulata, 1539 nucleotides. RefSeq lists its product as uncharacterized. Lineage: Eukaryota; Fungi; Ascomycota; Eurotiomycetes; Chaetothyriales; Trichomeriaceae. The coding region runs from base 1 to 1539 and encodes 512 amino acids. The record is from RefSeq and is a predicted model, not a curated record. The transcript is spliced from 3 exons.
AUGGCUGACAACAUCAGAUGCACCUUUGAGGGGUGCUACCAGCGAUUUGCAUCAGUGGAGGCUAUGAAGAAGCAUAAAGCCAAGAUGCAAGAAAAGGGCGACGACAUCCACGACUUUUACUGCAAGAAAUGCGACGAGGAUUGUGCUGACGAUAUCGAGUUCUUCAUUCAUCAGAUACAGAGUCCCAGACAUGCUUGUGGUCUCGAAUUCAAGAGUGAAGGUGGACGUGACCGUCAUGUCGGUAUCUCCCAUCGGCAGAAGCAGAGCUUGAAAUGUCAAGGCUGCAAGCAGAUGUUCGACAGUGCUGCUGGACUGAUCGGUCACAUCGAGACCAACAGAUGUAAAGUCAUCAAGCGGAAUGACUUCCACAAACAUCGCGCCGAGAUGCAGGUCAAGAAAGAUGCGGAAGAUAAUGAUUUGAAACUUGAAAUGUACCAAGGAAGCACCGUACUCCCAGCAGAAACCACUACGACCUCGACAGAUUCAGAUACUAUGGGAGGAACUUCAUUGCCUGCGGAUGAGCGAGUACCUUGGCAGGAGCAGCCUCCACGAAAUGUUGACCACUUUGCGGACCAGCAUGGCUCGCUGGCUCAGAAAAUGAGCGAACUAGCUAUUGACAAAUACCCUCCACUGAUGGCUGCAGAACGGUCUGCCAAUUCGGCUCGCUCCACAACUACUCGAUCGAAUAUCCGGAGCGAAAGACCUUGGGGUGCUACAAAUACUACGACUUCGACUUCUAGCGACCUUCUUGGCAGUGAAGUCUCGAGCCGCACGAGGAAGUCUAGUCAAACAAGUCAACCUCCCCGAAGACGUUUGGAGGAAGACUAUUCAUUCAAAGCCUCAUUUACCACUUCCAGCAAUCUACUCGGUACAGAGAUAAAAAGUAGUAGCAGAUCCGUCGACGAAGAAGACCAUCCAAUAUUCAAAAAUGCCUGGGGUGGCGAAAAGGCCUUAAACCUGGGCCUUCGAUCUGCUCCGCGACAACCCUCCUCGAAUCUCCUCGACAGUACCUCGAACAUCAACCUCAUGAACCCAUCCCUCCUCUCCAACGAUUCCGCAGCCACACGGGGAACCCGACCAUCCCAACUCCCACCAGCCUCCCAGCCCGAAAAUCUCGACCCUAACUAUCCCCACGCCCACAUCCAAACCAUUCCUUCUCUACCCAUUCCUCGCAAAGCCCUCGACAAGUACUGGAAUCCCUUCCUCGCCUCUUACAGUUGUCCGAGCCCCAACUGCUCCACUCCGCGCCAUCCCACAAUCCAAUCCUUCGAACAACACCUACUCUCUGGCGUCCACGCCCCAAGCAGCGUACAGUGCCCGUCGUGUCUGAAACGGUUCAAGACCACGACUGCGCUGGUAGCGCACGCGGAGAGUGGGAGCGUGAAAUGUGAAUUGAGGAAGACGGAGGAGUUUGAUAGGGAGAUUAGGGCGAUUACGGCGGGGUUGGUGAGGGUUGAUGGGAAUUGGAGUUGGGCGGGGAAUGCGAAGUUUGAGAGUGUGCCUGUUGAGGAAUGGGGCAGGGAGUCGUCGUUUUGGUGA